GUUUCCUAUAAUAUAUAAUAAGAGAGAGUGAGAGCAAGCUAAGUUCAUUCACCGCUUCUGAGUGUCUCUUCUGAUUGGGAAUAUAGAUUCUUAGAAAGAGAAGGACAUGGCUCCAGAGCAUCCACAGUUUAUGUCAAGCACUGGCAAUCACAGCUUCACAAAUGCACCCUUAAUAGACUCCAUUGAUGUUCACCAAAUUGAAGUUCCUGAUAGGAGGAGUUGGAAGAAUUUAUUUGCAUAUAUGGGGCCUGGAUUUCUUGUUUCUAUUGCAUACAUAGACCCAGGAAACUUUGAGACGGAUCUUCAAUCUGGAGCACAAUAUAAAUAUGAGUUACUUUGGAUUGUAUUGUUGGCAUCAUGUGCUGCUCUUGUGAUUCAAUCAAUGGCAGCAAAUCUUGGAGUUGUAACUGGAAAGCACUUGGCAGAGCAUUGUAGAACUGAAUAUCCGCAAGUACCCAACACGAUCCUUUGGAUCAUUGCUGAAAUUUCUGUUGUGGCAUGUGAUAUUCCAGAAGUAAUUGGAACAGCUUUUGCAUUGAACAUGCUCUUCAGUAUACCUGUUUGGAUUGGUGUUCUUCUUACAGGGCUAAGUACAUUGAUUCUCUUAGCAUUACAACAAUAUGGGAUUAGAAAACUCGAAUUCUUAAUUGCUUUUCUGGUAUUUACCAUCUGUGCUUGCUUUAUGGCUGAGCUUGGAUAUGCAAAGCCUGAUGCAAAAGAAGUUGUGAAGGGUAUGUUUGUUCCACAGCUUAAAGGAAAUGGUGCUACCGGUCUUGCAAUUUCGCUCCUCGGCGCUUUGGUUAUGCCACACAAUCUCUUCCUCCACUCUGCAUUAGUACUUUCGAGGAAAAUACCUCGAUCCGUUCGUGGAAUCAAGGAAGCUUGCAGAUUUUACAUGAUAGAAAGUGGAUUUGCUCUUAUGGUGGCCUUCCUCAUAAAUAUCUCUGUUAUUUCUGUAAGUGGUGCAGUUUGCAAUUCUUCAAAUUUGAGUGCAGAUGAUCAGAAGAGCUGUGAGGAUUUGGAUUUGAACAAAGCCUCAUUUCUACUAAGAAAUGUGUUGGGGAAAUGGAGUUCAAAACUCUUUGCAAUUGCUUUGCUAGCAUCUGGUCAAAGUUCUACCAUUACAGGAACAUAUGCAGGGCAAUAUGUCAUGCAGGGUUUUCUAGAUUUGAGACUGAAGCCAUGGAUUAGGAACAUGUUAACUCGUUGCUUAGCCAUUACUCCUAGUUUGGUUGUAGCACUGAUUGGUGGCUCUUCCGGUGCCGGAGAGCUCAUAAUUAUUGCAUCUAUGAUAUUAUCAUUUGCGCUUCCGUUCGCCUUGAUUCCACUUCUCAAGUUCACUAGCAGCAAAACCAAGAUGGGAGAACAUGUUAACUCUUUGAUGAUCGCGUCUGUUACUUGGAUGAUCGGGUCGUUGAUCAUGACCAUAAACAUAUACUACUUAAUAUCUAGCUUCAUAAAGUUGCUUCUUCAUGCUAAGAUGAAAAUGGUUGGAAAAGUGUUUGUGGGAAUACUAGGAUUCUCGGGCGUGGCGGUGUACUUAGCCGGAAUUGCAUAUCUGGUGGUGAGGAAGAACAGAAAGGCGACACCAUUUUUGGCACUAACAUCAGCAGCAGCAGAGGAUUGCAAUGAGUCACUUUCUCAUCUUCCAAGAGAAGACAUAGUAAGCAUGCAAUUGCCUGAGAGAAUUGUUAGUCCAGCAGAUAUUUGAAUUUGUCUACAAGGGUAAACAUCUAUUUUAAUAAAGAUUUUACAGAUAUUAUGCUUCUUUGCAAUUAGAUGAAACGAGUUAAAUAUGAGGAAUACAAUUAAGGAGAAAAAACCAUGAAAUAUUGAAAUAUGAAUUCACAUUGACGCCUGUUA
Molecule: messenger RNA, 1863 nt
Organism: Arachis ipaensis
Lineage: Eukaryota; Viridiplantae; Streptophyta; Magnoliopsida; Fabales; Fabaceae
Source: RefSeq, a predicted model, not a curated record